This is a messenger RNA of Alternaria postmessia, 1035 nucleotides long. RefSeq lists its product as uncharacterized. NCBI's taxonomy places the organism in Eukaryota, Fungi, Ascomycota, Dothideomycetes, Pleosporales, Pleosporaceae. The transcript has 2 exons. Gene Ontology annotation, biological process: maintenance of mitotic sister chromatid cohesion; mitotic sister chromatid cohesion. Bases 1 to 1035 code for a protein of 344 amino acids. Gene Ontology annotation, cellular component: chromatin; nucleus; Ctf18 RFC-like complex. The record is from RefSeq and is a predicted model, not a curated record.
AUGGCCACGCAGCAAGAUGAAGGCGGUGUGCCCUUCUCCAUAGCACACCAACAGCAGCAUUUCCGCCUGCUCGAGCUGCCCCCAGAAAUUGUUGAGCUGAUAGACGCGCCCAAUCCCCCGCUGCUUUCUAUCAAAUCUCAAGCCCAGUCCGCCGCUCCUGGCACGUCCAACGCGAAGCCUGCAUAUGCAGUACUUUGUACGCCGAACAAAUCUUUCCAGCUGCGCCAGGUCCAGACGUCCAACUCGCUCUUCCUGACCCAGCCUGCCCUCGAAGCCCCUGGCAACGAGAUACCCACCCCUGCCACACGCGCCAUUGCCCUGUGUACCACGACACUCGAGGCCUACACAUCGACUGCGUCUGCUGCUGCCCUUCUGAGGGAGACGCUGCCGAUAUACGACAUUGUUGCCGGAGACGUCGAUGCGACCAGCAACAGCAGGAGCAAGACCAGCAUAUACAACGAUCUGCCCGUGUCGAAUGGAGAAUGUCAGGCAGCAUGGAAUGAGCUGAUGGCAUUCGAGGCGGAUGGUGGAUCUUACCAACCUUCGCCCAACGCCCUCUCACAAGUGUGGAGAUCCAUCAACGCUGCUGCGCUGGCGGAAGGCAUCAAGCUGGACGCGCAGUUCCUGACCAACGACAUUACCAAGGCUGCGGCUGAAGAGGGACAUCCGCCAGGCCUCGUAGAGGCUGUGUUAGCACAUCUAUCCACAGAAGAUUCCAACAACAACGGGCCAUGGUCAUGUCUGGACAGAGCAAAGACGGUCGUCUUUACGGGCAGGACGUUGCUAGAAGCCAAGCACGGUAGCGACUUCCUCAUCGCUGACUUUACUGACACGUGGGAGGACCGCCUGCCUGAAGUAUGGCGCAAGGACGCACAACUUAGUGCCAUCGAGGGCGUCUACGACUUCCCCUCCGAUACGACUAUAAGGGCAAAGAGCAAAGCCUCCACAACAUCUAUUGCGGACAAUUCGGUAGCAGCCAUGAAGCCAUCGGCACGGAAAUGGCACGAGAAGUUUGCCAAAACGCGGAAUAAGUGA